AUAUUUUGUUUUCUUUUACAUUGAAGCUUCUUCCGGCUUAUUCUAAAAAUUGAGAGUUGAUAAGUAAUAAAUAAUGUGGAUAAUUAUAAUAGAUCUAGACCUUGAUGUCUUAACUCACGUCCUCUAGAUCAAGAUCAAAUUAAAUCUAGAGAUUCUAAUUAUGAUGUUGGCACUGAUCUUCUUAGAUGACACUGUGAUUUAGUGAGAUGCUGGACAGUUGGAAAACUCUACAAAUAGCAUGGAUUUUCUUUACUUCCUGUUUGGAUACAUUGGAAUUUUUGCUCUAGUCAGUGUCUUUGUAAUGUUCUCCGGAGCUUCACCAUUUUUAUCAAACAUCUCGGACAAGUUGAAGGGUUUAUGCUUGAAGAUAGUCUUCACAUUGGUGCCAGGUGUAGUGAUAAGAUCUGUGACCAAGUCAGUUGAUUAUGUCUUCAAUACAAGGAACCAUGUGAUGCAACUUGUGUUUGUGGUGCUGGUACUUGGAGGUAACAUCAUCUUUAUGCUGGACGUCCUGCCCUUGCUGUACAUUUUUGAGCCAGACAAGAACCACAUCUUCUUCCCCUUGUUUCUCCUGUUCACAAAUGCAGCCGCUUACCAUUUGUGUGCAGGCACGGAUCCAGGGAGGGUGACAUCAAAGAAUGCUGCCAUGCUUGCCUCCCUUUACAAGGCAGAUGGCGUCUUGUUUAAGAGUGGGUCUGAGUGCAGUACAUGUCGAGUCAUUAAGCCAGCCAGGUCAAAGCAUUGCAAGAUUUGCAAUCAAUGUAUUCAUCGAUUUGAUCAUCAUUGCAUUUGGACUAAUAGCUGCAUCGGUGCUGGGAAUUUGCGUUACUUCCUUAUCUUUCUGGUCACUCUAAUGGCCAUGAUAAUUAAUGGUGCAGUCAUGUCUUCAAGGGCCAUGGUGUUAGUGGUAAGCCAUCUUAAAAUAAUGGAGUCUGGCUACUGGGACCCUUACACUGGACAAGUACAGCCCGUUACAUUUCCAGUUCUGAUACAGCACUUGUUUAUGCAGCAACCACGCUGCAUAUUUCUAAUUACCUCAUUGGUCAUGUUGACAUUUCUACUGGGCCUUUUCACUCUCUACCAUAUUUACCUGCUGAUCAUUAACCAAACGACCAACGAACGUUACAAGCUAGCCUCCCUUCCUUGCGACAAGCAAUCAUCUCUUUUCUGUAACAACAACAGCACUGAACACAGUGCCAUUCUCCCAGGAGAGUCUAGACGGAAUGGCUUCAAGAGAUGUCAUGACAUGCACUCAGAUGAAAAUGAAAGAAACUUUGGCUUGAAAAAUGAGGGGCUUGUUCAGUCAGGUCACUCGAAGCCCAAUAACAACCCUGCAAAAACUACCGAUACCAAAAAUCUGGAUUCCUUCUACAACAGAGGAUUAUUACACAAUGUGAAGGAAGUUUUCUUGCCUUGGGCACAGCUCAAAGACGUUAAGCAGAUAAAACCAAGAAAUCCAGAGAUCAGAAAACCUAAAAAAUCUUAAUUGUUAAACAUUGUUACUUUUUUUUUUUUUAAGAUCACACACAAAUACUCACACUUUCACCUUGGUAUCAGUAGAAAUAUUUGCAUAGUAUUAACCGUAGAUUUUGCUGAGUUCUUGAUGUACUGUUUAUACAUGUGUGUGCUCAUUGAUUUCUCAUGAAGAAACCAAACUGCCUGUCUUCUUUCAGCUCACCUCAAAAUCUUAUUUGUUCUCCUAAAGUCAAUGCUCAAAGAUUUUGAAAGUAUUAGCAUUAGAUGAUUGUGAUGGUCAACUUUUGUUUUUUUAACAUUGGACUUCCACUCCCAUAUGUUUUGUGUGUGUGGGCAGACAUUGUUUCAUUGUUGUUAUUUUUAUGUUUAACAGUUGUCAAUAUUUUUUAACAAUGUUAUAAAUACAAUGAAUUGUUUGUUCUCAGCCUAUAGCAGCUUAUUUAAAAAAAAUGGGUAAUGUUUUUUGAUAAACCUUUAAAGGCUAAUUUUUUUAAAAACUAUUGUUUUGGCUUGAUGGUAAUUUAGAUGAAUGAGAUGUUGUAUUUUUAGAACGGUUGUUCAAAUAUCCAGACUUGCUAAAGAAGUAAGAUUAUACAAAUAAAGAAAAGACUAUUUGCUUACAAUAAUCCACUAUAACAUCUUGUGGUUUUUUUUUGUAGUCUGCGAAUUCCAAAUACUCAAAAAAGUUGUGUAAAUAGCCUCAUUUUAAAGCUUCUGUAUAUGGAACAAUGCUUUUUAACAUAUAUAAUUUGUUUGAUACAACAUAUCAUGCCAUCAUACAAACUGAAAUAGAUUACCUUUUGACUUUGAAAUUAGCAAUCUAUUUUGUGAUGAUGUCUUGCAGGCAUUUAUUCUUAAAACCGACAUUUUUUAACAAACCUUGAUCAAAUAAUUAGGUUUUCUUACAUCUUGAGAAAAAUCCUACAUCAUUGAAUCAAUGUAAUCUGAACCUUACAAUAAAGACAUUAUAGGUUAUCCCGUUAUCCAAUAAAGAAAAAGCCUCCACUGUCUUAGGCAGCUGUGGAGGCACUGAAAGGAAAUUGUACAGUUUGAUAGCUAUAAAUAAUUAUGAUUCAAGUGUAAAUUUUGUACAAGGUUAAAACUCAGCAUUCUGUGGAUCAUCAACACAAUUAUCCAAAUGAAGACAUAAAACCCUUUUACUGACACUACUGGUUGACUGAAAGUUUGUCAGAAUGUCUGUUAUUCUUAUCUAGAGAAAGUAGAGAAAGUUAGCUCAUAUAAAAAUAUCUAGAAAUAUUUGCUUUGCAAAGCAGUAAACUAAAAUGUGAACUCCCCACAGUGCCCACUUUAAACUUUGAGCUGGACUGAGAGUUAAUCCCUGGCUCUUGUGGAUAUAUUCACUUCAGCAACUUUAGUAGCUUCAAUGGUAUACUGAUUAACUAACUUGGGGAAUACCUGCUUAGUAAAAAAUACUACUUCGUACAUAACAAAUCAUUAUGAUCACUUAAUUAUUAAACAACCCUUGGGUCAUUUUUAUUGUGUUUAGCCCUCUCUGUAAAUUCUUGGUAACUAGUACUAUAUGUUGUGGUGUUAGUUAUUUGUAUAUAGUUUGUUUACAAUGAAAUUUUAAUGCUUCCAAUUUUUAGAUUUUUUUCCCCAAACACUGUUCAUUCAAUUUUGGAAUUGUUUUAUACCAAUAGUCUUGUUUUCUUAAACAAAAAAAUAUGAAUGACAUUUUAGUCUUGAUAUGUUGGUAAUGUCUUUUUAUGGACAGUAAAAUAUGUUCCAUUUUCUUAGGGUAUAUAGGGAUAUUCUUUUUUUUUUAAAACAAAAAAUGACUAGUUUUUGUUUGGGUAACUAAGGUGUUUCCUAUUCAUAUCAAACUAAAUACUGCUGUUCAUUGUUCAUUGUGUUCAAAUGUAGUCAGCUGUAUAUUGUAAACGUUUUAGGACAUGACAUUUUGUCCAACCAGAUUCUAGCCAAUUUUGUGAUACUAUUUAUCAUUUAUUAAUUUAUUUUAUUUGCUUAUUUGACUUAUUUGACAUUAGAUAACUUAUAGUUUUUUUUAAUGACGCUGUCUUUUUGGUUGACUAUUCAGGAAAUAAUGGCAUAUUUUCAUAUAUUUUCUUUUACUUGGUCCUUAUAUUUAUAUCUAGCUGAAUUAACAUGUGUGAAUUACUAACCAUUUCGUUUUGUUAUAAGGUAAAGCAAAUUAAAUGUAGGUAGGCUAAUUUUAUUUAUUUUUUUAUGCUCAAGAUGAUAUGUAAAUAAUAUUUUUUGUUAAAAAAAAAGGAAAUGUUGAGGCUUUCAUUUUUUCUUUUGUAAGAAAUGAUAAACAUAUUUACACUUCACCUUUACUUGGAUCAGGUAAGUUUCUUUCUUUUUGGCAAUGAUGAAAGUCAUUUAUUAGUCACUAAAGUAAUUAGAAUGAAGCAAUUAGUUUGAUCAGCAUGUCUAAAACGUAUGCAUUUUUUGUCCUAUGUAACUUCCAAGUUGCGUUCUUUGUGUAGACGGGUCAUUCAGCUUCUAGUUCAAAACAAAACCAAAAAAGAAAAACAACUCAAGUUGAAAUGUGUGAUGAAUAUAACAUUUGUUAGGUUGACUGCAUUGUUGAUAAUGAAAUUUUCCAAAUAACAAAAUGAAUGUAAUUUUGUUUUCAAUCUGCGGUUUAAGUAGACAAAUUGUUUUUAGAUUAUUUUGUCCUGUUACAAUAAAAUAGUACCAUUAACCUAAUCAGUUGAUUUGACCAAUGAAAUUUUAUGUUAUGAACAGUGAUGGCUAUACAAUCACUCACAAAGUGAGGUACUACUGACCUAGUCAGUUGAUCUGACCAAUGAAAUGUUGUUUUAUGAACAGUGAUGGCUGUACAAUCAUUCACAAAGUGAGGUACUUCUAACUUAAUCAGUUGAUUUGACCAAUGAAAUGUUGUGUUACAAACUGAUGGCUGUACAAUCAUUCUCAAAAUGAGAGUGAAGGUAAUAUUGCAUUGAAGUAUUCUUUGUAUUGUAUCUUAAAGUUUGAAUAGUAGCUAAUAGAAUUGGCGCUGCAAUGAGACAUAAAAGGAUGUGAUAAAUUCUAAGUUCAAUAUUUAGCCAUAAUGUUACCAUGUGUUCAUUCUGUACUAAUUAUUUUGUACAUAGGCAUGAUUGUCUUCGAGUUGAUUCCAUACGUGUAUCAAUGUUUGUUGUCUAGUUCUAGAUUUCCAGUGUAGACAAUCUUUGCAUUCCAUUGUGGUCACAUGCUCUUUGUAACUUGUAGUGGGUCCAGUAGCAUUUGCUUGUAAUAUUACUCUACAACUUCAUGGGAUUUUUAAUUCAUGUAGAUUGUUGUAGAUAAAAAUGGAUGUCACUUUUGUUUAAUUCACUAAAGAGAAAAACAAAAAUGUUGAAUUGUAUAAGUUUAUAUUUUAAAUAUUUUAGUUAUGUUAGCAGUAGUUGAAAGGCUUUUAGUUAUAUUAUGAUGCUAAUUUUCUUGUUUCACUUUUUUUAAAGACAUAAUUUCUUAACGCAGCUAGUUACCAAUUAAGCUCUUUAUUGAGUUCUGUUUUUUUCUGCAGAGGAUAUUUGAAUCUUGUUAAAACGUAACAAUCAUUUUUUUCUAUUGAAUCUUGGUAAAACAUAAUAGAUAAUUUUUUUUUUAUUAAACUUGUUUCAUAAAUGUAGAUAUAUAUAUCAUAAUAAACUACUAAAAAGGUA
This is a messenger RNA of Biomphalaria glabrata, 5132 nucleotides long. Its product is annotated as palmitoyltransferase ZDHHC4-like. Gene Ontology annotation, biological process: protein targeting to membrane; peptidyl-L-cysteine S-palmitoylation. Gene Ontology annotation, molecular function: protein-cysteine S-palmitoyltransferase activity. Gene Ontology annotation, cellular component: Golgi apparatus; endoplasmic reticulum. The transcript is spliced from 7 exons. NCBI's taxonomy places the organism in Eukaryota, Metazoa, Mollusca, Gastropoda, Planorbidae. Bases 239 to 1486 code for a protein of 415 amino acids. The record is from RefSeq and is a predicted model, not a curated record.